AUGUCGGACAUUACAGGAACUUUCCGGAUGGUUUCUGAGGAGGAACAAGCACUACGCACUAAACUUGAGCAUCUUACCACCAAGGAUCACGGGCCAGUGUUUGGCAAGUGUGAGCUGCUGCCCCCUCAUACACUGCAGAAGGCCAAGGACGAAUUGAAUGAGACAGAAGAGAAACGGGUGACAUGUGUGAAAGAGCUUCAAACCCUUGUUCAGGACUCUGCCGACGCAGGAGAGGAGUUCGCCAAGACUGUGCUUGAGAAAACAAAAGACAAAGAUGAUUCUUUCUUCCUGAGAUUUAUUAGAGCAAGGAAGUUUGAUGUGAAAAGAUCUUAUGAUCUUCUCAAAGGUUAUGUGCGUUUCCGUGAACAAUACCCUGAGCUCUUUGAGAAUCUGACACCAGAGGCAGUCCGCAGCACCAUUGAGGCGGGCUAUCCCGGCGUUCUCACAAACCGGGACAAGUACGGCCGCGUCGUCUUGCUCUUCAACAUUGAGAACUGGGAUUAUGAGGAAAUUACUUUCGAUGAGAUCCUACGCGCUUACUGUGUGAUCCUGGAGAAACUUCUAGAGAAUGAGGAGACGCAGAUUAACGGAUUUUGCAUCAUUGAAAACUUCAAGGGAUUCACAAUGCAACAAGCAUCUGGCAUUAAACCCUCAGAACUCAAGAAAAUGGUGGACAUGCUUCAGGAUUCCUUCCCUGCUCGGUUUAAAGCUGUACACUUCAUCCAUCAGCCUUGGUAUUUCACCACCACCUACAACAUGGUCAAGCCUUUUCUGAAGGGCAAACUUUUGGAGAGGGUAUAUGUCCAUGGUGAGGAACUGGAAGCUUUCUUUAAGGAGAUUGAUAUUGAUAUCCUCCCGGAAGAUUUUGGAGGGAGUCAACCCAAAUAUGACGGCAAAAUGAUCGCUGAGAAAAUCUUUGGCAUUGAAUCAGAAGAUACUGCCCUUUAA
Messenger RNA from Pristis pectinata (smalltooth sawfish), 948 nucleotides. RefSeq names its product retinaldehyde binding protein 1b (gene rlbp1b). Gene Ontology annotation, cellular component: membrane. Gene Ontology annotation, molecular function: phosphatidylinositol bisphosphate binding. Lineage: Eukaryota; Metazoa; Chordata; Chondrichthyes; Rhinopristiformes; Pristidae. The record is from RefSeq and is a predicted model, not a curated record. The transcript has 7 exons. Bases 1 to 948 code for a protein of 315 amino acids.